AAUCACGACGUAAGCGCGGUGAUUCGGAACUCAGCGUAUCUUUGCUUACUUACUGGCACUUACUCUGGGAAGAAUCAAUGUCUCACUCCCCUGGCGACAAAGUUUUCGCUAAGAUAAAAGGAUUCCCCAACUGGCCUGCUAGGGUAAAUCCUCUUCCACAUGAUGUACAAAUACCCAAAGGAAAACUUCCUAUAUUUUUCUACGGAACUUAUCAAGUUUCAUUUGUUUCCGUCAAGAAUAUUGUUCCUUACGAGAAAUUCAAAGAUAAGUGGGGAAAGCCAAAGCCAAGCGCACAGUUCAUGACAGCUAUGAAAGAAAUCGAAGCUAAUCCAGGCAUCUAUAUGUUGGGAGAGGUAAUAUUAUUUCUAUUAGACUGAAACCUACCUAGGAUCCUAGAGCUGAGGAAUUUCUGCUUCAGUUCUAUGACUUUAAACCAAUGGGCAGUGAAUGUGUUCGCCAAUACAAACGUCAACAUUCCAGGAAGUCAAAAGUUGACAAUGAUCAACCACUCAGUACUACUAAUCAAGGGACAAGUAGUAGUGGUGAUCAAAUAAAUCGUGUCAGUGAUGAUACAUCGAGUGAAAUAAGCACAGAUCAAUCGAGAGUCAAUAGCUUAGACCCAGCUCCGGAAGAUAGUAAUGAUGAAGAGACAUUGAUAGAUAAUACAAAUCAUCAUAUACAGUUUAAUAAUUAUCAACAAAUGGAUAUAAGUUGUUCGGAGAGGCUUAGCCCUAGUUCAACAAUUGAUCGUCCAUCUGAUGAAAAAGAUUCUUAUCAAGAGAAUAGAGAAGCUCGUCGACUUGCUCGUAAAAUGCAGAAAAAAGCUGAGAAAAAAGCUUUAAAGAAGGCUGCUAAACGAGAGGCAAAACGAUUAGCAAAAGAGAAACGAGCUGAAAGACGUGCUCGACGAGAAGCUAAACGUGAAUUAAAACGUCUUCAUAAACUGGAAAAAUCUCGUUUAACGGAACAAGAAAAUUUAAAUUUUGAUGUUCAAGAAUCGAAUACGAGAAAUCCUGACGUUAACCAAGAGAGCUCUAGUAAUCAUGCAUGGGAUGACAAUCAAUGGUCUCCUGCUUCUCAUUCUGAGCCUGUCCAAACUAAUGAAGAUUCUACUGACUCCAGUUCCAACAGACCCAUCCUGCCUACCUUGGACGAUAGAUGUGCCAGUCCGCUUCAAUUCAUGCAUCAACCUGAUGAUGAUAGUAUUUUUUCAACUCAUCAAAAUGAUUACUCUUCUUCUAAUGGAGAACUUUUAGCUAAAGAAAUAAAUUUCUCAAACACUACACCAUUAGAAUAUGAUAAACACCAAUAUUCUACCGGAAUUAAACGUACAGGAAUAUUAUUUCAUUCGAAUGGAAGUGAUAAUGAAGGUUCUCAACUAUUAAAUGGUGGAACAAUUAAAUCGGGAAAUAGUGAAAUUCCUCCGAAGAAAAAAGCUAAAACAGUAUUAAUGAAGAAUAAUGAUGAUGAUGACGUCGACGACGGAGACACAGUGUGUCAUCCUGAAAUGAAAAUUAUGUCAUCGUCAAAAUCAAAUAGUCAUCACUCUCAAACGAACAAUGAAAAAGAUGUCAAACAAUCAGCAGCAGUAAUCGAAGCUGCUGAUUCAUUAGUAGUUGAGGCGUCUGACAAUUCAAAACCAACUAUUCCUGAACCUUUUUCGGAAGCUGUCACUAAACAUGGCGUCGUCACUACUACUAGUAAUAAUAAUAAAAAACGAAACAAGUCUGUACAACAACGUUCUCGUUUACGUAAAAAGAAACCUAACGCUAUAUUACUUGAUUCAGAUGAAGAUGAAAUGAAUUCUGAAAAGAAAGUAAUUAACCUACGUGAUUCCUCACCAUCAUCAUUAUCAUCUCCAUCACCUUUAUCAUUGUCGAAUGAUUCUGACAUAGAGAAUUCAAAGAGCAAAGAUCAAUUAUCUUCACAGUUAAAAGAGAAAAGUCGAAAUUCUUCACCAAAACCGUCAACAAUAAACAAAUCCAAUCGAACUAGAAAAUCGAGAAAUCAAAAAUCUAAUCAAAAAACUAAUAAUAAUAAUUUGAAAGUGAAAAGAAAACAAUCAGAAGUCAAACCAACUGCAGCAUCAAAUACCAGUGUACAGGAUGAAAAAAGAAUCUCUAACGAUUCAAGUGGUAUUCGUCAGGCUGCAGCAUCAAAUGAUCCUGUCACUCAGUUGAAUCAAUGCUGUCGUGACCUGAAAACCAGUCUAAUCAAAGGCCACGAGAAUUUUGCUGAAGCGGUACAACUAUUGAAUAAAGUUCGUUCUAUCCCUGUUCGACUUCCUCAGUUAGCUGAAGCUUGGGAUCUUAUGGAUUGUAUUAAAAAGUGUCGACGGUAUAAACUGUCAAAUGAAGUUCGUGAAGCUGCUCAAACAACAUUUCAAUUUUUUCAAUCUUUACAGGCGAAUACUACCAAAGAAGAGCUCUCUCAAGCACAGGCACUUAUUGCAUCUCAUCAAAAUCGUAUUCAUUCAGUUCAAGAUUCUGUAAUGGAAAAUACUUCAAAAACUGAUUCACUGUCCAUUUCCGCUGAUGUUGAUAAUAAACAAACACUACAAAAUAAUACAAAUUCAAAUAACAGUUCCGAAUCAAUAUCGGAUAAUACCACCACCACUACUACCAAUACUACUACUACUAUUACAAUUGAACCUGAAAAUUUAACAGCUGAUUUAGAAGCAAAAGUCGAUGAUGUCCUAUCACGAAUACGUGCAACAGAAGAACGAAUGGCUGCUGCCGCCAUUUCAUCUACACGGUCUGAUGCACCAUAUAAAUCUAUAUCUAAUCAUGUAACCAAUUCCUCUAUAAGAUCUACAGGAGGUCGAAUAAUUAGGGCAUCGGCCGUCGCUGCCGCCACUGCUCAUAUGCAUGAUGAAGAAGAUGAAGAAUCGGUCAUGUCACGUGUCGAACAAGUAGCCGCUUACGAGGCAGGCGCAAUAAAUUAUCCAAAUCCAGCCAGUUUAGGAUCUCCACCCCCGCCUCCGCCGCCCCCGCCAUCAUUAUCUUUUGGCUCUGUUGGUCCGUCUGACCAACUUGAAGCAAAGGCAUCCCCUAGUGUUGACCAUCUAGAUCUUGAUUCACGUAUACAAUUGUUUAUGUCGGCAGCUAGUUCACAAAAAUCUGCUAAGUCAUCUAACUCAAAACCUGUAGUCACUGUAGGUAAAUCAGAAAUGACACCUACAACACGAUCUCAUCACAUUCAGCCGAAUUUAACGAGUAUAACCUCAUCGACAUCGUCGGCCUCCACUUUAUCUUCUACAGUUGCAUUAUCAUCGUCAUCCAGUCUAUUACCAGUUCUUUUAGCUAAGCGUAAAGUAAUAGCGGAUAAGUUAGCUGCAGUUAAAGCAUCUGGUUCUCCGAUCAAAUCAUGUCAUCCAGUCACUUCACCAUUACCAUCACCAACAUCCAUUAAUAAUGAAUUCAAUAUUGUAGAAAAAGUAUCCUCUUCAGUUAUUACUACACCCGCUAGUACUACUACUACUGCUACUACUAUUCAUACACCUCCAUUAUUGACCAAAAUGUCGAAUACUGCAAAAAUGCCUUCGAAAGAUGAAGAAUUGUAUGAUUUAUUAGGUGUGUAAAUUUUUAACUGGUCUCCUUUCAUUAUUGUUAUUAUUAUUAUUAUUACUACUAUUUUUCAUGCACAGUUAACAAUAUAAUGAUAUUUAUAAUAUUCUAAAGGUUUACUCUCUCUGUCCCUCUCUCUCUCUGUGUCUAUACACACAUAGAUAUGUAUUUAUAUUAUCUAUCCUAUGAAGAUUGUGUUCAUAAACAAUAUUGACUUAUUAAUUAGCCUCUUAUCUAAAUUAUUUCUGUGUAUAAAACAGUGUAUUUAAUAAUGAUAUAUAAAUAAAGUUUGUAUAUCAUCACCAGUGUAUAAAUACAAACUGUCGGAGAUGAACAUAAUUGUUCACUUUGAAAAUAAACAACUAAACUCUGUAUCUAAAUUUUACUCAAGUGUUUGUAUUCACUUAGUAUACUUCUUAUUGACUAAUUUGUAAUUUACAGUUUUAGGAUCCUUCGUGUGUGUGUGUGUGUAUGUGAUCGCGUACGUGCGUGUUUACCAUUACGUGGUAUUGUCCAUUGUCGUUAUUAUCUAUCAACACAAUUAUUAUUACUACUGUUUUCUUUAAUCUCCGUAGCCCCAUAAGCCUAUAUAUAUAUUCACCAAUGUAUCGUAUCUGUUUUGGGGAAAUGAAGCCUCUCUUUCUGUUAGCACACUCUCUUCUUCCUCUCUCUUAGUGAUGGUUUUUUGUUGUUGUCUUUUGUACUGUUCUUCUCUUUGGAUCUUGUGUUCUGUGUAUUCUUGCUCUAUUUUGUUCUCUUUCUCUCCCUGUCACACACACACACAUAAAUCUGCAUAUACAUUUCUAUCAUACGUACGGAUAUUCAAUAUCCAUUCUCAUAAAUUACAAAAGUGUUUUCUUAUUUUUAUGUGUAUAAUUUUAAUAAUUCCUUGUUUCUAACUACCAUUUAUAAUUCAUUGUCUUCGUGGUACUUAACUAACUAAUUAACUUGGCUUUAUUUCAUUAUAAUCAGAAAUCAUAAUAAAAAGAAAACUGAACAAAAUAAAUGGAAAGUUUCAUCAUGGUAUCUAAUGAGUUGUAUGUACAACUGAAACGUACAAUGGCGUAUUAUAUAUUGGAGCAUAUUCUUUUUUAUUCUUACAGCAAUUAAUUACAUAGUUUCUACUUGGAAUACAAGCACACUAUGGUAUAUAAAUCUAUUCUGUAGUGUGUGUGUGUGUAUACAUGUGAAUGGGUGGUAUACCCUUUCUUUAUUACAGGUUUACAUGUUCAUCUCUACACAUGGCAACAUAUUUCAUUUCAACCAAAUUCCACAUUUAAAAACAAAAAAAAACACAUUUCCUCAAUAUCAGGUAAAAUCUACUAGUUAACACUAUACAUUCAAUUAAACAAAGAAUCUAUACUUGAAUAUAUAUAUAUAUAUACAUUAACGUCUAUUUCUAGUUAAGAAAAGAGUCAGUACAACUAAUGUAUCUGUUUUAAUCCCAACAUAUUUUUUACUAAAGUAUAUUUUUGUGUGUUCAAUGAUUAACAUCGAAAUAAGGAUUAUUAGAGAAAGGGAAAUUAUUAUAGUCGAGUGAUUUUGUAUAUUCAGUGUUGUUUUUAUUAUUAUGAUCAUUAACAAACAUCUAGCUUUUUGGUUAAUAAUAAUUGGUUUAGUGAACUAUGUACUGUAACUGUAACUCACUAAUGUUAAGAUUUCAACCUCAUUUCAUCAACUUUAAUUUCAGGAAUUUGGUUAUGUAGUAUUAUUAGCCCCGUUACAUUUAGAAGGUGACUUAAAGGUGGUAACUACACUAAUCUAGUAACUAAGUGGAUAACACUUUAAAAUUACAAUGUAAAUGUUAAAAUUAAUUAAUCAAUGAUUAAUGCUUACCACUAUUCACAAGUGGUAAUGGAAUAUAUCCAGUAAAUAGUUAUCUUAUCGCUUUAUGUGUAAUAUGAAUCUCUUCUAUUUAUUAUAGAUAGUUCUUUUCUAGGUUUCUAUGCAUAAAUGGUUAGUUACAUUCCUUUUUUUUUGAAAAAUCAUACUCUAAGUAGGCAAUAUAUUGAUAUUGUAUGAAAUUGACUUAUAAUAAACUUGACUUGUUCACUAAAAGCAUUUCAGUUUUUAACCCCUGAAUAUAUAUAGAAAUUAUCACCUGUUUGAUUGAUUAUCUUCUCUGUAGUAAACACAGUUGUGUCAAAAUGUUUACUCCUCAUUUCAACACUUGAUAUCCGGUAUAUAUGUUUACUCGCUCUCAGAGUACUCUCGAUAUCGUUUUUUGUUGUUGAUGAUGAAACGUCGCUUUUUUUUCAAUAUAUGAAUUGUAUUUCCAUUAUCUCAUAAUUGAAUUCAAUUUUCAGUCAUCCUACUAGCAUGUGUUUAUA
Molecule: messenger RNA, 5896 nt
Organism: Schistosoma bovis
Lineage: Eukaryota; Metazoa; Platyhelminthes; Trematoda; Strigeidida; Schistosomatidae
Source: the annotation of a GenBank genome assembly